CCUCAUCAAAAGUCCACUUCUCUGCGCUCCGUGGAGACGUCUGCUGCCCAACCUACUCACACCAAACCUGCUGCUGCUACUACUGUGAAGGCGGCUUCCUCCCAGAAGACUCUCCUGACCUACGCCCAGGAGCUGGAAUUCCUGGUGGCCGAGGCACUGGGCUUGGAGACCCUAGUCAACACCAGAACCCGUUUCACGGAGCUUGCCCUCCCUGACCUUUCUGCGCACUCUACAGCUCCGACUGGCCUAUCAGCGGUAAUAUAUAACAUUUAG
This is a messenger RNA of Dibothriocephalus latus, 273 nucleotides long. NCBI's taxonomy places the organism in Eukaryota, Metazoa, Platyhelminthes, Cestoda, Diphyllobothriidea, Diphyllobothriidae. The record is from the annotation of a GenBank genome assembly.